Messenger RNA from Parascedosporium putredinis, 1578 nucleotides. NCBI's taxonomy places the organism in Eukaryota, Fungi, Ascomycota, Sordariomycetes, Microascales, Microascaceae. The record is from the annotation of a GenBank genome assembly.
AUGGGCGAAUCUCGCGGCGAGGCCGCCGAUUACUAUCAGCAAGGUGGUGGUAGCAAUGGCAAUGGCUACGGCUACGGAGCCGGCCCGCAGACGCAGCAACCACAGCAGGCCUAUGGUGGCGGGCAGCCCCACUCCGCCGCCUUACGGCUACCAGCCCCCGAGGCCGUCGGCGGCGGCAAGGAGUACACCUUUGACCAGGCAUUCAAGGUCGACAAGCCCAAGUGGAACGAUCUUUGGGCCGGAAUCUUGUUUCUACUCUUCGUCGCUGGCUUCGCCGCGGUGUCGGGCAUCGCUAUCCGCGGCUAUUCCACGACGAGAGGCUCCUACGGCGACGGUAUCUACGAUAGCAACACCAAUUUCGGCCUCAACACCAACACUCUGAUCCUCUUCAUCUUUUGUCUCGCCCUCUCCCUCGUUUUUGGAUACGGCUACGUGUGGCUCAUUCGCCUCUGGCCCAAGCAGUUCAUCAUCAUGACCCUCGUUCUCAACGUUCUCUUCGCCUUCGUGACGGGUAUCUACAUGCUGGCGCGCCGCAGCUGGGGCGGCCUCUUGUACCUCCUGCUCGGCGUUUUCUUGAUAUUCGUCUACUUUUCGUGGAGGAAGCGAAUCCCCUUUUCCGUCUUGAUGCUCACCACCUCGAUCGAUGUCGCCAAGACGUACGGCCACGUCUACCUCGUCAGCUUCGUCGGCGGCCUUGUCGCCAUCGCCCUGGCGGCGUGGUACUCGGUCACCGUCGUGGCCAUCUACGCCCGCUGGUCUAGCGGAGACAAUCCGGCCUGCGCUCCCCAGGGCGAUUGUAGCGAUGCCAAGGUGGCCGGUCUCAUCGUUUUCUGCACCUUCACCAUGUACUGGAUGUCCGAGUGGCUCAAGAAUACGAUUCACACCACCGUUUCCGGCGUCUACGGCUCGUGGUACUACAGCUCGAGGGCCUUCCCCAAGAAGGUUACCCGAGGCGCCUUGAGGCGUUCCCUGACGUACAGCUUCGGCUCCAUCAGCUUGGGAAGUUUGUUUGUCGCCAUUAUCAAUUUCCUUCGUCAGCUCUGCUCCGUAGCUCAGCAAUCCCAGGCCGGGCAAGGAGAUUUGAUCAGCACCAUCCUCCUCUGCUGCGUACAGUGCAUCCUGGGCCUUGUGCAAUGGGCCGUCGAGUUUGUAAACCGCUACGCCUUUUCGUAUAUCGCCCUCUUCGGAAAGGCGUAUUUCCCUGCGGCAAAGGCUACGUGGAGGCUCAUCAAGGAUCGUGGCAUCGACGCGCUUGUCAACGAAUGCCUCGUUGGUCCCGUACUCACCUUUGGUGCCCUCUUCGUCGCCUAUGCUUGCUCGCUUCUCGCUUACCUGUAUCUCAUCUUCACGAACCCAUCCUACAACACAAACGGAAGCUAUACCGCCGUCAUUCUCUUGUUCGCAUUCCUUAUCGGGCUUCAAAUCGCCAACAUUUUCACCACGCCCAUCUCCAGCGGUAUCGAUACUAUCUUUGUUGCCGCCGCGUGGGACCCCGAAGUUCUCAUGCGUGAUCAUCCCGAGCUAUACGAUGCAUUCGUGCGCGUCUAUCCGCAAAUCCAGACCGGGAUACAUGCGUAA